This is a messenger RNA of Coregonus clupeaformis (lake whitefish), 2012 nucleotides long. Its product is annotated as sodium channel subunit beta-1. Gene Ontology annotation, biological process: cardiac muscle cell action potential involved in contraction; sodium ion transport; regulation of heart rate by cardiac conduction. Gene Ontology annotation, cellular component: voltage-gated sodium channel complex. The transcript is spliced from 6 exons. Bases 732 to 1397 code for a protein of 221 amino acids. Lineage: Eukaryota; Metazoa; Chordata; Actinopteri; Salmoniformes; Salmonidae. The record is from RefSeq and is a predicted model, not a curated record. Gene Ontology annotation, molecular function: sodium channel regulator activity.
AAUCACAAAGAAUCAUUGAUCAUAUCAGCUGCUAGUCUAUUUACCACACGUUGCUUUUUUCUGCACACACCCAGUCACAUUGCCAACCAACGCAUCCAGAUUAUUAAUAGUUGAAAAUAAGCUUUUAAUGAACAACCAGGGUUACUGAAACCUGAGGCAUAGGGCAUUAUUUCUUCAUCAUUGGUAACUGAAUACGAUCGUGUGGAGACUGUGGACUCUGUAGACUAUCAGCUGGACAGGCACGAGUCUGAUUUAGAACGGAGGCCGUUGAGGUAAGGAGGAGGCUGCAUAUUCCUGACGCUAAAGGGACAAGAGCUGACCUCCACCUCACCUGGCCGCUCGCCCCCCUCCCCCCACAAAGGGACGCCCACUGGCCGAGCACAAGCUGAAGAGGAGGACGAGAAAGAGACUCUGCCAGACUGUGCCCUGCGCCUCACCAGAAGAGGUCCUGCCUCAGAGCUCCUCUCCCAGACUGGUUGGGAUGCUCCAGUUGUGUUUUGACACCUUUCUCUUUAGUUUUUUUUUACUCAUCCUCACUGGAGUGAGAGAGUGAAGACCUUUUGAAGACCCAGAGCUUUUUGCUGUGGGAGCACCUUUACUUGGAGUAGCUGCUAAUAGCCUGAGACCUACAGUCUUGCUUUGUCUUUCCCUGUCUGUGGUGUUUGUGGUGUGUGUGUGAGAGUGCUUGUGGGUUGGCAUCGGUGAGAGCCAUCUCCCUUCCCUCCGCCAGGAUGUCUGCAGUUCAGCUGCUGCUGGUCCCGCUGGCACUGUGGGCUUUGCAAGCGUCUUUGUGCCAUGGAGCGUGUGUGGAGGUGGACUCUGACACUGACGCGGUGGUCAACGAAGGCUUUAAGCUGGGUUGUAUCUCCUGUAAAAUGAGGGGCGAGGUGCCCGCCGAGGCCACUGUUGAAUGGUCCUUCAUGCCCCAAGGGGAGAGCGAGUUCACAAAAAUCUACAGCUACGAGGAUCUAAGGAGCGACAUCCCGGACGAGCGCUUCUACGCGCGUCUGUACUGGAAUGGCAGCAAGAAGACCAAGGACCUGCAGGACGGCUCCAUCUACAUCCUGAACGUGACGUGGAACGACACGGGCACCUACCGCUGCUCCUUCAACCGCAUCCUCACCUUCCGCUCCUACGAGUUCCAAACCAACGCCACCAAGAUCGUCCACCUCAACGUGGUGCCAAGAUUGACCAGGGGGUUAGCGUCCAUCUUGUCUGAGGUGAUGAUGUAUGUCACCAUCAUUGGGCUGCAGGUAUGGCUGGUGGUGGAGAUGAUUUACUGCUACAGGAAGAUAUCAGCACAAGGCGAGGAAGCAUUGAGAGAGAGCGCGGAGGAGUACUUAGCUAUAGCUUCGGAGAGUAAAGAGAACUGUGCAAUGGUGGCAGUGGCAGAAUAGCACUGGUUAAAGAAUGGCUCCAAAUGACGAAUAGCUCUCGAUAGCCCUUCAACACUUCUCCACUUCACCCCUUCUUCCGACUUCCAUUAUGACACCAUCUCAUUACCCCAUCCUCCCCCAUCUAGGAGGACAAGCAGCCGAGAAGAGGAGAGGAACAUUCCAUCAAGGAAGACGUCAAGGACCAUGGAGGAACACAUAACAUUCAUUGAUAGUGCAAGAUGUUUUUUUUUUCAUUUCCAGAGAACAGACGGAUGAGAAGUGAAACAGCCAAUGAAAAAGGACUUUACUGUAGUUAAAUGCAAAUAUACAGCAUGGGUGUACUAUCUAGCAGUACUAUAAUAUCAAAGAGAGUUGUAUAUACAGUAUGUAUGCUUAAUUAUACAAUCCAAAUCUUCAUUAUAAUGUAUGAGUAUUACAAUAAGUUAGUUCAUACAUAGUAUUGUACAUUCAGUAUAGCUGCACGUUUAGAGAUACAUCAUAAACUAUUGGCAUUAAAAAUGUUUCUAAAGGUCAUUUUCAUGAUUCUAAAGUGUGCUUGUAUCAAAGCAAUUAGCGGUCAGAACUCAACUGCAAUCUUGCCAAAUGGCUUUAGUAGAUUAUGCUCAAAUCCAGCCU